This is a messenger RNA of Phyllopteryx taeniolatus (common seadragon), 2987 nucleotides long. It is a transcript of the gene scyl1, whose product is annotated as SCY1-like, kinase-like 1. The transcript is spliced from 19 exons. The coding region runs from base 79 to 2637 and encodes 852 amino acids. Gene Ontology annotation, biological process: protein phosphorylation. The record is from RefSeq and is a predicted model, not a curated record. NCBI's taxonomy places the organism in Eukaryota, Metazoa, Chordata, Actinopteri, Syngnathiformes, Syngnathidae. Gene Ontology annotation, molecular function: ATP binding; protein kinase activity.
CCCCCGUUCCGUUUCCAAGCUAGCUCUAGUUCUGUAAUGAGUAUGUUUGUUUGAUGAGGAGUGAGGUGGAAAGAGGAGAUGUGGUCCUUUUUCGCCAGGGAUCCAGUCAAAGACUUCGCUUAUGAAAUUAUUCCAGACAGCCAAGAAAAGUCUGGAAUAUGGUCGCUCCACCGGGGGAAGCGAAAGUCCAACGCAGAGCCGGUGUCGGUGUUCGUGCAUGAGGUGGCUCAGGGAUUGGAGCAGCAGACUCAGCUGGCAAAGGCAGCCUUCAAGCGGAUGAAGACCCUUCGCCACCCCAACAUCCUGGCCUACGUUGAUGGCUUGGAGACGGAGAAGAGCCUGUACCUGGUAACUGAACAUGUGACUCCCUUGGCCAUUCACUUGAAGGGCGGUCCUAGUGAACUGGAGGUUUCCUGGGGUUUGCAUCAGAUAGUGAAAGCUCUGAGUUUCUUAGUAAAUGAUUGCCACCUGCUCCAUAACAACUUGGGUGUGUGGGCCAUCUUUGUUGAUCGAGCUGGAGAGUGGAAGCUGGGGUCCCUCGACCAUGUUGCCCCGGAACAGGGUGACCCAAGCGGGGCCUUGCUUCCUGAUCCGAAGGCAGUUUACCCAGGCAUGGAGAAGUACGACCCACCAGAGAUGCCCAAUUGCAGUGGAGAGAAAUGGGCUGGGGAGGUGUGGCGGUUAGGCUGUCUGAUCUGGGAAGUGUUUAACGGGCCACUUGCCCGAACAGCCUCACUUCGUUCACUAGGGAAGAUCCCCAAGGCCCUGGUUCCUCACUACUGUGAGCUGGUGGGCGCUAAUCCACGGGCUCGGCCCAAUCCAGGCUGCUUCCUUCAGAACUGCCGAAGCCCCGGAGGGUUCCUCAGUAACAGCUUUGUGGAGAGCAAUCUCUUCCUCGAGGAGAUCCAGAUCAAGGAACCAGCCGAGAAGCAGCAAUUCUUCCAGGAUCUGAGUGACAACCUGGACUCUUUCCCAGAGGACUUCUGUAAACACAAGGUCCUGCCUCAACUGCUCACCGCCUUCGAGUUUGGGAAUGCCGGCGCUGUAGUCCUCACUCCACUUUUCAAGGUGGGGAAGUUCCUGUCUGCUGAAGAAUACCAACAGAAGAUCAUCCCUGUCAUCGUGAAGAUGUUUUCCUCCACAGACAGGGCUAUGAGGAUACGACUGCUCCAGCAGAUGGAACAGUUCAUUCAAUAUCUUAAUGAAGCAGCGGUGAAUUCACAGAUUUUCCCUCAUGUUGUUCACGGCUUUACUGACACCAACCCUGCCAUCAGAGAGCAGACCGUUAAGUCUAUGUUGCUGCUGGCUCCCAAACUCAACGAGUGCAACUUGAACCAAGAGCUCAUGCGCCAUUUUGCCAAGCUGCAGGCCAGGGAUGAGCAGGGCCCAAUCCGAUGCAACACCACUGUCUGCCUCGGAAAGAUCGCCUCCUACCUCAAUGCCGGGACACGACAGCGAGUUCUGAUUUCUGCAUUCUCACGAGCCACAAAAGACCCCUUCGCAGCAUCGCGUUCUGCUGGUGUCCUCGGCUUUGCUGCCACACACCACUACUAUAGCCUAACAGAGGUUGCCGCCCGAAUCUUGCCUGCACUUUGUGCUGUUACUGUCGACCCUGACAAGAGCGUCAGGGAGCAGGCUUUCAAAGCCAUCAAGAGUUUCAUCUCCAAGCUGGAAACCGUGUCAGAAGAUCCUACCAAGCUGGCUGAGAUGGAAAAGGAUGUUGGGUCGUCUGCUCAGCCACCUGGCACCUCUUCUGGCUGGACCGGCUGGGCUGUGACCGGUAUGUCCUCGUUGACAUCCAAGUUGAUACGCAAUGCACCAGGGACAGUGGGAGGGGAGACAACUGAGAGCAGCGGGGCUUCAAACGCCACCAGCGUGACCCCCACCGGCACCAAUGGAGGUCCUGGUUCUGGAGAGAAAAGUCCACACACCUACCUGACCCAAAGUUCUAAUGCCUCAAGCCCUGUGGACCGGUCGCAUACUCUUGAAGGGACAGAUAAUGAUGAGGAGCCAGGAGAGCGCUGGGAUGAUGAGGAUGAUUGGGGGAGUUUAGAGGACUCAGAGAAAGGUCGGGCUGAGAAGGUUGACUGGAAUACUGAUUGGUCGGGAAUAAAAUCAUCCAAAAAGAACACCGGUGAACAAGGAGUGGCCAGGUCAUCAUCCACCAUGGCGGUGAAAAAGCAAAGCUCAGACUGGAGCAGUUCAGGCUGGGACGCUGACGACAGCUGGUCCAACGAGAAAGAGGGCCAGGGCCAGAGUUCGGCUGGCGAAGAGGGUUGGGACAACGAAUGGGGAGAGGGGGAGACGGACGUCGUCAGUACCGCCCUGCCUGAGGGAAUCCGCUUGGCCAGCGAGUACAACUGGGAAAGCAAAGGACCCAGUCAGAGCGACCUGUUCGCUUGUGUGGCACAGAGAAACACAGAGGCCCUUACGCGUGGCGUUGGCUGGAAUACAGACGCAACAGAAGACUGGGGCACUGAAGAAACUUGGGAAGCGUUAGAUGGAAAUCAAGGUCUGAGCAAGGCCGAGCUGUCCAAGAAGAAACGAGAAGAGAGACGGAAAGAGCUGGAGGCCAAACGGGCGGAGCGCAAGGCUGCCAAAGGUCCCCUCAAGCUGGGUGCACGCAAACUGGACUGAUGGUGCGUUUCACCAGUGCCCACUAUGGUCCUGUGUUGGAGAUUCACCUCUGUCUUUCUCUUUUUAAUUUGUGUGCCUUCAUUUAUUUUGCUGGACAAGACUGUUGGCUCGCAUCCCAGUUUUGAAUGACAUGAAACUGUCACAUUCCAUGUUCCCAGCAAAGUAUAUAAAAAUAAUUUUUCUGCUGGAGGAUUUAGCUUCAGGCUGAUUUUGCUGCUGGGACCAUAAAUGUUGGACAUGAGAAGUUGUGACACAUUAGCAGACAGAAAUAAAAAUAAAGCCUCUAAAAAACAAGAAUUCAAAUCAUGUAGCAUAUGAGCUAUUCUGAAAUAAACAUAUAAAUGCCUCUU